GCUUUAUUUAGCUCUCCCUUUUUAUGUGUUUAUUCCCACCCCCUUCGCAAAACUGAUGGAAAUGUUGUGCAACAAGAUACAGUGUAACCCCCUCUCUGUUCUCAAAACAAUUAGAAUCAUUCUAUCUUUCUUUAAAAUUUCCUUUCAGUUCUACAGUUCUGACCAGCCUACUGACAAUACUCUUCUUGAUCAAGAUGAAUACGAAUGGCGUAGCCCUAAUUAUCGGUGCCGCUAGCGGCAUCGGCCUCGAGACUGCCUUGAUGUUUGCCGAGAGAGGUGCGCGAGCCGUCAUAUUCGCGGAUCAAGACCUUGAUGCUGCAUCUGAGGCUUCGGACAAGAGUAAAUCAAUAGCAACGGCUGCAGGCUACGAGACUAUGGCUAUGGCCGUUGACGUCCGUUAUCGUGUUUCCGUAAAAGUAGUAGUAGAACAGGUCAAGAUGCUAUUCUCUAGGAUUGACUAUGCUGUUAAUAGCGCUGGGAUCCCACGGAAAACAGAGGCGGAUACUCCAAACGUCGACGAAUCCGAAUACAACAUUUUGCAUGAGAUAAAUGCAAAGGGUAUUCUACACUGCCUCCAAGAAGAGAUUGCAGUCAUGAAGAGCCAAGAACCGGCGUACGUCGAAGGGCGCAGCGGCAGUCGCAGCAUAGGGUCGGGCUCUAUUAUAUGUAUUACGUCUCUGUCCGCAAUAAUUGGCUCGCCUAAUUCUAUCCCUUACACGGCAAGCAAAUUCGCUGCAAGGGGUAUUAUAAAGUCUGCUGCAUCGGAGAACCUGAGAUCCGGCCUCCGUAUUAACGAAGUGUGCCCUGGAUUUACAAAUACGCCGCUGCUGCAGGGCGCCAUGAAGAGGAAGCCCGAGAUCAUCAAUCAAAUUAGCAAGGCUAUGCCCUUGGCUCGGGCGGCAGCACCCGAAGAAAUUGCAAGUGUAGUUCAUUUCCUUGCUGGCCCGGGUGCAAGCUUCGUCAAUGGUCAGUCAGUGGUAGUGGACUCUGGCGCUUCAAUAUUUCUUGGGGGGUGAGAAAGGGCCAUAGUAGAAUUAUUCACGAGUUAUAAUCUCCUUUUGGUUAUAUUUCUGCUAUGUAGCUGUGUGAAGAUGAAUAGAGAGUGUCUCAGCCUACAUGAUGUCACAUUAGAGUGACUGCAGCAUUGUAAAGAACGACUAAAUACAUAAGAAAUCCUCCAAAGCUAUAAA
Molecule: messenger RNA, 1190 nt
Organism: Daldinia decipiens
Lineage: Eukaryota; Fungi; Ascomycota; Sordariomycetes; Xylariales; Hypoxylaceae
Product: oxidoreductase
Exons: 4
Coding region: 195-1016 (273 amino acids)
Molecular function (GO): oxidoreductase activity, acting on the CH-OH group of donors, NAD or NADP as acceptor
Source: RefSeq, a predicted model, not a curated record